AUGUUGUGUUUACAGAGUGGAGGUCAGAAAGUGGAUCUGAGUACCAGCAUCCGUGCCAAGAGGAACUCCAGGAUUAUUGAAGAGUGUAUGCUGGUGGGUCUCGAGGAAGGUACCUACUUCUACAAGAGUCGAGGUACAGGUGAUGUGUGUGGAGUUUACUUACUGAGUCAGCCGGAUCAAGCAGUCCAGGUCACCUUCGACUACCUUGAUGUUGACUGUGAGGCUGAUGGCCUUGUUAGUUUCGUGGACGGCUGGGAGCUGGGAGGAGAGCUCUUUCCAAGCGAGGUGGACGCCCCGUUGGAGGGGCGGGUCCACGAGUUUUGCGGGCGUCUCAAAACUAAAACAUUUACUAGUAGUGGGAACGCUGCACUCAUCCAGUACCGAGUACCAAGCAGGGGAGACGGCUUCAGGAUCACAGUCAGAUACGUCAGGAACCCCGCACCAUGUAACAUCUUGGUGGAUGACGUGAAGGGUGUGUACACACUGAGGAACCACGGACGCCGUACUAACUGUUCCAUAACUACCAUCUUCCCGGCUAGUGUUUCCAUCAUACAGCUGGCUGUGGGGGUCAACGGUGGCGCCGUGCCAAACAGGGCCAUCGAGACUGGAGUCCUGAGCAGGUGUGAGAAGCGGGGCUCCCUGGACUAUGUGCAGCUGGGUGGUGGUCAGGGACUUGACGUGACCAAGCUGGAGGUGGAGGACUCUGUGUGUGGCUUGGACUCCAACCCUCGUGAGUAUACACCUUCCUUUCUGACACAGUAGUGAGUACACACCUCC
Molecule: messenger RNA, 777 nt
Organism: Cherax quadricarinatus
Lineage: Eukaryota; Metazoa; Arthropoda; Malacostraca; Decapoda; Parastacidae
Source: RefSeq, a predicted model, not a curated record